CGGCGACCAAGCCCACCCCUUGUGCAUCAUCCCAGCAGCGUCUGUCCAGUUGCUUCCCCGGCUCUCUCCAUGAAUACCAAUGGAUUCCCCGUGCUCAAUCAUCACUCUUCCGCCAGAAGUGCUCAUGGUCGUGGUCCGCUUCCUGGGCUUGCCGCGCGAUAGUGCUGCCGGAAAAAGAACCCAGUUGGACCUUUACCAUGCCUGCUUGGUCUCGAGGCGCUGGUACAAGGUCGCCAACCCUGCAUUGUGGUCCCGUAUUGCCCUCACCACCUCCAACGCCGCCUCCAUUGGGCGGUUUCUCACCAUUACUCCGGCGAUUGCCAGCAUGCAGACCGGAUGGGGCUCGACUACAUUCCACCAAAGCCCGCUCAACUUCAUCACCACCUUGCAGCUCACUUCGUCGGCGCUGUCGAUGCUCGAGGGCCGCCCUGACUUUUGCAACAAGUUUAUGGUUUCUCAGAUGCGCUCGCUCGCUCGCUUCCAUUCAGACCGCCUCUCGACCAGAAUCCUGGCCCUGAUAGCCAGCUGUCCCAACAUCCGAUUCAUCAGCGUCAACAAUAUCUUCAAGUCGGUCGAUUCCAACAGCUCGCACGACGAGGACGGUGACAUCCUCGCGGUAUUGCAGCCUCUGUCGCUGGCGCUGCAGCACAAGCUCGAGGGAUUCGUCCUCCAGUUCGACGACAGCAUGGGCGAUGAGGGCUGGCAAGCUCUCUCGCAGAUGGGCCAGCAUUGGGACAACCUCACCUCCCUGACCGGCCAUGGCAUCCCAGCGCACUUGAUCCCCAUCAUCCUCAAAAAGACACCUGGCCUUGAGUCGCUGCGGCUCCUGCCGGCCAGAGGCAAUGAGGUGCCCAUGAACGACCUGGUGCUUCGGUUCAUUGCUCGACACUGCCCGAGCCUUACCACCCUGCACCUCUCGUGCCGUCGCUCAAGCUGGAACGGCGUGACAAGUGUCGAUGCGUGGCAGGAGCUCAUCAUGGGGCUCAGGCGGCUUGCCCACGUCAACCUGUCGCCGUCGGACCAGUUCUUUGAAGCUGCAUCGAUGCUCAAGCGCACCGUCCCAACCAUCCAGCAGAUCCAUGCCAAGCACAUUGAACAGGACCAGGUACUCCGGUGUCUCGAGCGCGGCUUCGGCACUCUCUUUGGGCACGUUGAGCUCUUUGGAAGCGAUUUGCAGUGCAGCGCCAUCGAUACCUUUGCUCGCCACUGCCCAAACUUGACCACCCUGCAGCUGUAUCUGACCCGCACUGCAGACCACCCGAGCGCCGGUGCCGACUGGAGCGUCCUGAUCGAGCCCAAGCUCAAGGAUCUCGUUGGUGGCUGUCCAAGGCUUAAUGAGGCCCUCGUGGUCUGGGAAGAAGUAUCCCACGACGAAGAGACCGAGGAAGCCGAGCUCGUCUCUGGCUGCUGCGGGUACGGACCCUCGGGCUUUUACAGCUUCACCUUUUGAUACAUCUGCAACCGUGACUCUGCUGCUUUUGGUUGUGUGGCCACAGUUCCGUGGCUGUGGCUAUGAUCUUCCUUGUUUUGUUGUUCCUGGGAUCGCUACCCGCCCUGGUUUUGUGCACGAGCUUGGCGCAAACCAAUUGAGAGAAUGGUGAUUUUUGGCAUGGUUUUUGAAUACAAGUGCGACACUGUCGCCAGAUAGGA
Polychytrium aggregatum is the source of this 1650-nucleotide messenger RNA. RefSeq lists its product as uncharacterized. The transcript has 2 exons. Bases 80 to 1450 code for a protein of 456 amino acids. The record is from RefSeq and is a predicted model, not a curated record. Lineage: Eukaryota; Fungi; Chytridiomycota; Chytridiomycetes; Polychytriales. Gene Ontology annotation, molecular function: protein binding. Gene Ontology annotation, biological process: SCF-dependent proteasomal ubiquitin-dependent protein catabolic process. Gene Ontology annotation, cellular component: SCF ubiquitin ligase complex.